AUGGAAGAGGAACGGCGCGACUUCGGCGUCGUCCGUGCGACUGUCACGGAGACUCUUGCAGCGGCCGCAGCGCAGGCUGCUAGCCAGCACCCAACGGAUCGUGUAGAUCCGGUUAUUACUCCAGAUCCAGAGAAACUUCAAGAAGGUCGACAGCAGCAGCAGUAUGAUAAGCCACCUGACGAAAAGAUUGUUCAAGGGAGUAGCGUCGACUCUCAAGAAGGCGUUUACCCUCCCUCGACGCUGAACGCACCACAACCGGUGCGUUCAGUAGUUGAAGAACCUGCGACAAGUGAAGAUAACGGAGCUGAGAACGUGAAUGUGGUUGGAGGCCGUACAUCAGGCAACGACGGGACAGCAGUCACAUCCGGAGAAGUGGGGGCACUGCCUGUCGAAGGGGAGGCUGGGAAUGACGCCAAUCCUACGGAACAGUCAGAAGUGGGGGCGACCCCAAAUAGAAUCGUGGAGACGAUGACUGAGGGAACAGUUGCAGAACCAGACGGCCUUCCAGUUGAUUCUGGGGAGCCUGUUGCAGGGGUAGAUGAGGUCGGCGAGGCGGCUGAGGCGGAGAGCGAUGGCAAGGAAAGCAACGACAGCGUUUGCAACGAGUGCGGAGGUGGAGGAGAAGUUGUGUGUUGCGAUGGAUGUGUCAAGUCUUACCAUGCAGACUGCCUGCCUGUAGUGGCCAGGCCCCGACUACGGGCCAAUGCUGACGACUGGUUUUGCCCAGACUGUGCUGCGACGGCUGUGGCACCGCAGCCGACUGCGACCGCUGUUCCGCCGAGUGUUACUGUCAAGCUGCCUCAGGCUUCAUCAGAUCCUCGUGGGUCUAAACAGAAUAUUGCAUCAGCCCCCCCGCCAGUGUAUCCCCCUCCUGCCCCAGCCGCUCCGUGGGCCCCGGUGCCGUCUUGCGUCCCAACCAGGCGGAGAAAGACCAAAGCCACAGAGGACUACGAAACCCGAAUCAACGUCGGGCCAAAUCACCAGGUACCCCAUCUCCCCGAUUUUUUCUUGGCGCGAGGAGACAGCGACUGUCUUUCGACUCUUGCAGAGCAAUCCCUAACUGACGGAGCGCAGAGUCAGGCGUUGGGGCCCUUGCUUGUCUAUUCCCCUUACCUUAUGGAGCGUUCAAAGCAGCAGUGCUUGGCUGAAAGAGCCACAAAAUCAUGCAUUACUUCGCAGAAGGACCUGGCUGAGUUUCUUAUUAAGUGCUCCAAAAGGUGGAAGGUCCGCCCUGGGUGGCAACCUUUCUCGCCAGAGUUUGCUUACAAGCUGCUACAUCGUGCCAACUACGAUCCUGAAAGAGCUUUACGGAUGAUGGAUGAUUCUGCAUUUUGCUUCCAAAGCGUGUGCGACCCACCGCUACGAAAGUACGAGAACAAAUGGAAGCGUAGAGACAAACGUGGCACGUUUCCGAGCUCGCCGUAUCCUCCGCCAGUAGUGGUGCGUGGUUACCUCAACGAGAAGCAGAAGCAGCUACGCAUGGGCCGGUGA
Eimeria maxima is the source of this 1491-nucleotide messenger RNA. Its product is annotated as PHD-finger domain-containing protein, putative. The coding region runs from base 1 to 1491 and encodes 496 amino acids. The record is from RefSeq and is a predicted model, not a curated record. NCBI's taxonomy places the organism in Eukaryota, Apicomplexa, Conoidasida, Eucoccidiorida, Eimeriidae. The transcript has 4 exons.